Molecule: messenger RNA, 2673 nt
Organism: Gekko japonicus
Lineage: Eukaryota; Metazoa; Chordata; Lepidosauria; Squamata; Gekkonidae
Gene: HCN3
Product: hyperpolarization activated cyclic nucleotide gated potassium channel 3
Exons: 9
Coding region: 1-2673 (890 amino acids)
Biological process (GO): transmembrane transport; potassium ion transport
Cellular component (GO): membrane
Molecular function (GO): voltage-gated potassium channel activity
Source: RefSeq, a predicted model, not a curated record
AUGGGUCCAAAAUUCAGGGCCGGAAGGCAGUCGCGGCGUCUCUUUGGCAUCUCCCCCAAGGCCUUCCGCGACCCCAGCCCCAGCCCGCCAGAAGCGCUGUCCGCGGUCCUGGAAACAUGGGCGCUGUCCGUGGUGCUGGAACCCCUGGCGCUGUCCGUGGUGCUGAAUGCCCCCUCAAUCAGAUCUGAGAUUCCAGCUGGCCUUUCCAGGUUCUACUGGGACUUGAUCAUGCUGUUGCUGAUGGUGGGGAAUCUGAUCAUCCUGCCGGUGGGGAUCACGUUCUUCAAAGACGAGAACACGCCGCCGUGGAUUGUCUUCAACGUCCUCUCGGACACCUUCUUCCUGGCUGACCUGGUGCUGAACUUCCGCACGGGCAUCGUGGUGGAAGACAACACGGAGAUCAUCCUCGACCCGCACACCAUCAAGAUGAAGUAUCUCAAGAGCUGGUUUCUGGUGGACUUUGUCUCCUCCAUCCCCGUCGACUACAUCUUCCUCAUCGUAGACCUGGAGACCCAGGUGGAUUCUGACGUCUACAAAACGGCACGGGCCCUGCGCAUUGUCCGGUUCACCAAGAUCCUCAGCCUGUUGCGCCUCCUUCGCCUCUCCCGCCUCAUCCGAUACAUCCACCAGUGGGAAGAGAUUUUCCACAUGACCUAUGACCUGGCCAGCGCCGUGGUGCGGAUCUUCAACCUCAUUGGGAUGAUGCUGCUGCUGUGCCACUGGGACGGGUGUCUGCAGUUCCUGGUCCCGAUGCUGCAAGACUUCCCGGAGGACUGCUGGGUCUCCAUCAACCACAUGGUGAAUGACUCUUGGGGGAAACAGUACUCCCACGCUCUCUUCAAGGCCAUGAGCCACAUGUUGUGCAUCGGCUACGGGCAGCAGGCGCCCGAGGGCAUGACGGACGUUUGGCUGACGAUGCUGAGCAUGAUUGUGGGCGCCACCUGUUACGCCAUGUUCAUCGGCCACGCCACUGCGCUCAUCCAGUCUCUGGAUUCCUCGCGCCGCCAGUACCAGGAGAAGUACAAGCAAGUGGAGCAAUACAUGUCCUUCCAUAAGCUGCCGGGAGACACGCGCCAGCGGAUCCAUGAGUACUACGAACACCGUUACCAGGGCAAGAUGUUUGACGAGGAGAACAUCCUUGGGGAGUUGAGCGAACCAUUGAAGGAGGAGAUCAUCAAUUUCAACUGCCGCAAUCUGGUGGCCAAUAUGCCGCUUUUUGCCAAUGCCGAUCCCAACUUUGUGACCGCCAUGUUGACCAAGCUGCGCUUUGAGGUCUUCCAACCGGCGGACUUCAUCAUCCGGGAGGGAACCGUGGGCAAGAAAAUGUACUUCAUCCAGCAUGGUGUGGUCAGCAUCCUUACUCGUGGCUCCAAGGAAAUGAAGCUCUCUGACGGCUCCUACUUUGGCGAGAUCUGCCUCCUGACUCGGGGUCGGCGCACGGCCAGUGUGCGGGCUGACACCUACUGCCGCCUCUACUCUCUCUCGGUGGACAACUUCAACGAGGUCUUGGAGGAAUACCCCAUGAUGCGCAGAGCCUUCGAAACUGUAGCUAUGGACCGGCUGGACCGCAUAGGUAAGAAGAACUCGAUCCUGUUGCGCAAGCGGGCAGAACACAGCUCCAGCAGCGUGAACAAUGAGAUGAUCCAGCAGAUUGUCAAACACGACCGCGACAUGGCCCAUAACAUCCAGGACUUGCCGCCAGUGAUGGCCGGGCGGGAGUUGAGCGGCAAGCCAGUGAUCUGGGAGCCGCUGGUGCACGCCCCUCUGCAGACUGCCGCCGCCACUACCAACGUGGCCAUCGCACUGACUCACCAGCAGAGCCUGGCGGCUCACAUCUUCCUGCCCCCAUCCUCUGUGUCCAGCCCCCUCUCUCCGGACUCUGCCUUCAUCCCCCGGAACCCCCGGCGUUCCCAACCCAGCCUGGGUGGCUCACGCCCUUCCUCGGUCAGCUCCCCUGCUUCGGGGGCUCAGUCCCAUUUACAGACGCCGGCUGCCGGGUCCCCUUCUUCCCCCAUGGUCCAGUGCCCGCCGCCCUUGGAAAACAUAGGGCCUAGAGGAGGACCUCCGGGACAAGCCAUCCCUCGGCCAGUCCAGAUGGGAGAACCGGUCCCCGGAGCGAACCAGCCGCAGCUCUCCAAAUCACGCGGUACUUCGGUCUCCACCUCUCUUCUGCAGCAGCCCACAAGCGCCUCGACCAUCCUUCCCGGACGAACUCUUCACUACAGCCUGUCCCGAGCCACCGGCUCCCACAUCUCCCUGUUUCUGCAGCCUCAGCAGCUGAUGAAACACCGGAGCACGCAGGGCCUUUCCGUGGGCCGCCUCACCCAGGAUAUAAGGCCGCUUUCGGCCUCCCAGCCCUCCUUACCUAACCGGCUCACCCUCCAGGCGGACAUGGGCCCCUCCCAGCAGGCCAGGAAGUCAGCUGGGAAUCUCACCCACCGGUCGUCUCCCUCGGUCACAGGGCUCCUCUCCAAACCAGCCACCGGCACUGCAGGCCAGCCUGCCUCGACCCAGCAGGUGCCUUUGGGUUCUAGCCGAUCCAUGAGCGGGGCAAGCACCCCGCAGUCCCCUGCCUCCACGCCCCGGCGUGUGGCCAGCCCAUCCCGUAAGGGCUCUGUGGUAUUUAGCCCUGAGGUGGACACCGGGAAACCAAAGCUCACGUCCAACAUGUGA